AUGUCUCGCUUCGCCGUCCUCGCCACCGCGUUCUGCGCGAUCCUCGCUUCCGUCUCUGGUUCGCCCGUGGCGACCAACGAGACUGUCACCCUCGAGAAGCGUAUCACGCACACCGGCCGGGGCACUUGGUACGAAGUCGGUCUCGGUGCCUGCGGGUACAACGACAUCGACAGCUCUUACAUCGUCGCCAUCUCUCACGAGAUCUACAACAACGGCGGUAACUGCAACCAGUACAUGCGUAUCGAGAACACUGCCAACGGCGCUGUCGCCUACGGCCAGACUCGCGACGAGUGCAUGGGAUGUGACGCGACUGCCAUUGACCUGAGCCCUUCGCUCUUCCAGGCUCUCGGUGCCGACCUCGGGGAGGGCGUCCUCAGCCUCUCCUGGCACUUCAUGUCCAAGGACUGGAAGCCCUAA
This is a messenger RNA of Fomitopsis serialis, 417 nucleotides long. RefSeq names its product RlpA-like double-psi beta-barrel-protein domain-containing protein-containing protein. Bases 1 to 417 code for a protein of 138 amino acids. Lineage: Eukaryota; Fungi; Basidiomycota; Agaricomycetes; Polyporales; Fomitopsidaceae. The transcript is spliced from 4 exons. The record is from RefSeq and is a predicted model, not a curated record.